UCCUCACCACCCUUCCUCUUCUCCUCUCCUCUCGUUUCAAGGCACACAGGGGACGAGAAAGAGUGGAGAGAAGGUAGGUCUGAGGAGAUCAUAGCUGAUAACGAUGGUGGCCAGAGGAGGAGCUCAGCUGAGCUGCUGUGUGUUGAUGAUCGUUAGCCUUGUCAUCGCCGCCGCUCCGCUCGGGUUAUCCGGUGGCGGAGAACGCAGCCACCGGGACCGCAUGGCCCGCCGCUUGGAGACCCUCAUUGCUCCGUCGUCCGCCGCCGAUGCUCCGUCUAUCUCGCAGGCGAAGUCCGGUUCGCGUGUAUACCAUGUGAUCGACUACGGCGCCGAUCCGAAGGGAGUUGCCGAUUCCUUCGCGGCAAUCUCGAAGGCCAUCUCCGACGCCUUCGCCGACGCCGCCUCCGGGCUUUCGCUGAUCGCCGGAAUCUCCAACCUUGGUGGUGUGGAGGUACACCUUGAUGGUGGCGUGUACGUGGUCACUUCUCCCUUAACCUUACCAGCCAACGGCGGCAAUGUGAAGAUUCACGGGGGAAGCCUGCGGGCGGCCGACGACUUCCCGGCGGAUCGGUAUCUGAUCGAGCUUUGGGCCGCGCAUGACUCCACCGCCGGUGGUGGAGCCAGCUCUUCCGGCUACGACUACGAGUACGUCACGCUGAGGGACCUGAUGCUGGACUCCAACUACAGAGGCGGCGGCGUCGCCGUCGUCAACUCUCUCCGGACCAGCAUCGACAACUGCUACAUUGUCCAUUUCACAUCCGACGGCGUCUCCGUCCGGUCCGGGCACGAGACCUUCAUCAGGAACUCCUUCAUAGGUCAGCACAUCACCGCCGGGAACGAUCCCGGAGAGAAGAACUUCACCGGCACCGGAAUCAACCUGGCGGGAAACGACAAUGCGGUCACCGACGUCGUCAUUUUCUCAGCGGCCAUCGGCAUCCUCGUCUCCGGCCAGGCCAACACCCUGACCGGAGUGCAUUGCUACAACAAGGCGGCCGGGUGGGGCGGGACGGGGAUCUACUUGAAGCUUCCCGGACUAACCCAGACCCGAAUCACCAACUGCUACUUGGACUACACCGGCAUCGUCUCCGAGGAUCCCGUCCAGCUGCACGUCUCCGGCUCCUUCUUUCUGGGCGACGCCAACGUGGUGCUCAAGUCGGUCAAGGGCGUGGUCAAGGGCGUCGACAUCGUCGACAACAUGUUCUCCGGCGGCGGCAAAGGCGUCGACAUCGUCCGCUUGGACGAAUCCAACGGGAAGUUCGUCAACGUUGAUCAGGUGACCGUGCGGCGAAACAGCGUGAACGGCAUGACGGCGCGGUCGACGGCGGCGAGGGCGACGGUGGAGGGCAACGGGACGACAUGGACGGUGGACUUCUCGCCGGUGCUCCUGUUUCCUGGGCGCAUCGGGCACGUGCAGUACACGCUGUUGGCUGACUCGGCGUUUCCGAGCCACGCGUUGAGGAACGUGUCGGGGAACACGGUCGUCAUCGAGUCUGACGUGGCGGUUCAGGCUACUCUCCACGUGGAGGUCGACCAGGGCUUGGGCAGCAUGGAUGGUGUCUGAACACACCCAUUUCUUUUCUUUUCUCUAAAACGCGUAACAAAAAGUUUACGCACCACCGCACAACAGCUGAUGGGAAAGAAGCAAUUGUUGGCUCCUCCGGCUGUGUUUUGUUCCCUCCAUUCCUGCCUUCGACAUUCAAUCACUCUGUAAGUAAACAAUGUUCAUGGAGAAUUCUGUGAAGCAACUAUUUGGGUU
Messenger RNA from Musa acuminata subsp. malaccensis (wild Malaysian banana), 1756 nucleotides. Its product is annotated as polygalacturonase QRT3. The record is from RefSeq and is a predicted model, not a curated record. NCBI's taxonomy places the organism in Eukaryota, Viridiplantae, Streptophyta, Magnoliopsida, Zingiberales, Musaceae. Gene Ontology annotation, molecular function: polygalacturonase activity.